AAGUAGGUAACUUAAUACUUAUCUUCAUAAAUCGCGCAGAUUGCCGAGGAGUAACAAGAAAAUAAAUAAGUUAAAGAUUUAAACAUUUCUGUGUGAAAUUUUGCGUAUAAUUAUACAAAAAAAAAUCAUGGUUCUCAAAACCGUGAUUCUUGUGGCAAAUUGUUUGGCUUUCGGGUUGGGGCUUCUUGCGCUUUUAUUACCGAACUGGUCAUCUGGGAAUUUCGAGGAGGUGAGAAACGUAACAGUGGUGAAAGAGAUAGACAGUGGACUGUUUAAUGAGAAAAACGAGUACUAUAUGAAAGAGGACUCCAUUUUAGAUUCAUCUGAAGAAAUUCCCGGUUCCUUCAUGAAACCGGAAGUUGUUAAAAUCAUAAGAGCAUUGAUGAUAACCGGGCUUUCACUGUUGUCAAUCGAUCUGAUACGUUCUGUUUAUCAAUGGUGUUGCCAUGAUGAUGAUGAUGAAACAGGCGGAAAGACCGACGCAGUGAUAUCUUUACUUCUGUCACUUGUGACAAUUUUAGCAGGUGGUUUUAUUCUGAGCGGCCCUCUGAUUUAUAAAAACCACGUGGUAGCAGAGUUCGAGUCUGAGAAAACAAGUUUCGGUGCAAGUUGGUACAUGGCUUUAAUUUCGGCCGGACUGACAUUAAUUCUUGGAAUUGGGAGAUUUGUUCACUCCUGUUGGACAUGCGGAGUGAUAUAUGAAAAGAAAAGACAAUCAGUGUCUCGUGGUAAAUCACGUGAAAAACGAAAACAAGUGUAUACCGUAUGAUAACAGUUACAGUUUCAACAUUAAUGUGAUUAUGCAACUGAAAAAAGAAACUAGAGAAAAAUCAUGCAAUUAGACCAGGCUGCGUAUUUUUAAAUUUGUAUCUUAACAUCCCCGAAAUUAAUAAUUGACGAUUCCAAAAAUGGAAGGGAACAAGUCUAUGUAACAUUUCAGCAGACGGGAUAUAUACAGCUUGUGUCUGUUUGCAUUGACUUCUCUGUUAUAAAAAUGAAAAGAUGAAGAUCUACAUAGCCUUAAAAGUUGCCAAGGAGAGAUAACUUAUUAAAAUAUUUUUGUAGACAAAGGUAUUAAUGCCCAAGAAUAUUAAGUAUAAAUGCCAUGCUAACAGAGAUAAUUAUUUAUUUUUAUAUGUAUAUUUCUGUUUUUAACUUUUUAUUGUUCUUAUAGCAAUGUGUUUACAUGUAUUAUAUGUUGUAUUAUAUGUUCUAAAUGUGUUUUAAUGCUCUACUAAAUAAAAUGAUGAAUCAA
This is a messenger RNA of Ruditapes philippinarum (Manila clam), 1255 nucleotides long. RefSeq lists its product as uncharacterized. Gene Ontology annotation, cellular component: membrane. The record is from RefSeq and is a predicted model, not a curated record. NCBI's taxonomy places the organism in Eukaryota, Metazoa, Mollusca, Bivalvia, Venerida, Veneridae. Bases 128 to 769 code for a protein of 213 amino acids. The transcript has 3 exons.